AUGGCAAGAGAGGUUUAUGCUCUUGUUGAUGCUACCAAUGGCCAUGGAAGCCAACCGGAGUUGAUAUGGCUGCUUUGGGCGGUUGGGUUUUCCCUCGUGUUCAUCUCCAUAAUCAUGUUCGCAUGCGGCAAAAGUGAGCAGAAACCUCUCGAAAAGAAGGGUCAUAGCGGUGGUGGCGGCAGAGGGGGCAAUCUUGCUGGAGCUGGCAGUUUUUACUUGGGUAGCGGCGGUUUUGGGGGGGAUGUCUGUGGCGGCGGCAGCGGCUGCAACUGUGGUGGUAGUGGGGGUGGCGGCGGAGGCUGCGGCGGAGGCGGAGGUUGUGGCGGUGGCGGGGGCGGUGGUAGCUGCUAA
Messenger RNA from Rhodamnia argentea, 351 nucleotides. Its product is annotated as loricrin-like. The transcript has a single exon. Bases 1 to 351 code for a protein of 116 amino acids. The record is from RefSeq and is a predicted model, not a curated record. NCBI's taxonomy places the organism in Eukaryota, Viridiplantae, Streptophyta, Magnoliopsida, Myrtales, Myrtaceae.